Molecule: messenger RNA, 1668 nt
Organism: Plenodomus lingam JN3
Lineage: Eukaryota; Fungi; Ascomycota; Dothideomycetes; Pleosporales; Leptosphaeriaceae
Source: RefSeq, a predicted model, not a curated record
AUGUGCUCCGACUUUGUUUGUUUUUUGGGACGCGGCACCGCGUUGCUCCUUCUGAUGCUCUGGCAGUAUGAGCUCGUGGUUACGUUAGUGGGCCGGGGGCUGGUCUUCAACCGCAGACCUGAGACGUGUACCAUUUUGGUGGCCAUGAAUCCUACGGGCCAGUUGGUCGACGAAACAAGUACCGCGAUUUUCGCUGCUUUGCUACCCAAACGAUUUCUUCUUCUCCAGCUUCACCGCCAGAUAACCGCCCGUCGUGUAUAUCCCUACUUCUCGGAGAAUAUUACUGAAACAUUGAAUCGUGAAUUUGCAAGCGAGUCGAGAUCCAAAAUACGCAAGAUGCCAAAGACUGUAGUCUUCACGACUAUUACACCAUUGCCGGUGGGCAUAACGAGGAAGAGCGUGCUGGACAUGUACAAAGAUCAUGUCUCUAUGAUCGAUUUGAACCCGCUUGUUGUGGAGCGUUACGCUUGUCGACCACCGAGUUAUGCACCAACAGAUGAGUACUGGUCGACUUGGUAUACUAUCAAAGACAGAGUAUCUUACCUGCCAGGCGGACUUGCACAAGGCUCAGUCUCUUACCAUGCCUGCUUCAACGACUGCAAAGAUGGUCUAGAAACACAUGUAUAUGCGCCUCUUGGCCUCGAAAUUCGGGGCAAGUGGAGUGUUGGUGGCCGAUUACCCGGCGAACCAAAACCACCAUGCGAGCCUGGCCUGGAAGGCUCCGAGACAUGGUCUCUACAUUCAUUAGUGGAGAAGCUGGUCGAGAGGGCACACAUCCUCGAGUCGAACUUUGCAAACGAACGAUUACAGGCGUUGCGCAAUGUAGAUCCAGGCGAGCGUAUGGGGCAUGGCGAUAUCUUCAUUGCACCACCGCCUGACUACGAGGGUUCGGAUGAAGAAUCGGACACUAUCUCGCCAGGAUGUAUUUCGCACCUGCGAUGCCACAGCGAUCCCGUUCUUUCUCCUGGGUUUUCUUCUUCCUCGACACUGUACGACCAAAACGUGAACGAACCCAGUGAAACCAAAGACGAGGACCGAUCAGAUUUCUCCCGCCGCGUACUGGAAGAGAAGUCCAUCUCAACUUCAGCGCCAGAGCCACACUCAAUCCUCCUACCAGCAAAAAGCUACGAGGAUGACAUCGCAAAACAACCACGACCUGCCUUGUUGUGCCCAAACCUCCAAACUGAACGCAUAAUCUCGCUCCUACCUCUCAGCCCACGCUCUCCCCGCGACUCCCUUGACUCCCCAGUCCAGCAUGCCCUGGACUCGGCACACUAUCUCCCCUACGACGCGCAAGACCGCCCCAUCUCCUUCACAUUCUCCUUCGACCCGCGCUCCCCCUUUGACAAACGCUCCACAUCCGAAAGCCCACAUUCCUCUCAACAACACCUCCUCGACGACAUCGACAACGCCAUCGACGAAGUAUUUCAGUACACAUCGCCGCCGCCCGCGACCACGGCCGAGAUCGUUCAGGCGAAGAAGUGCGAUAUCCUACUCGCUACCAAGUUUGAUCAGUCGCAGGAUGUAUUGCCUCAGACUACUUAUGCGCCCAAGAGAAAGCGCAAGGACUCAGUCGUGCCGCUGCAUGAGUAUGUCGAUAAGGAGCUUCCGGCGCUGCCGUUGGUGUCGCCGAAGGAUCAGAAGUGGAGGAAGACGUUGGGUUUGUGA